AGUCACAUAUGGCACAUCAGCUCCACAGGUGCUGCCAUAUCGACAGCGCGCCAUUCCGCGCCACAUUCACUGCUGUGGCGCGACUCCCUCUCUUUUCGCGCGCGUGUCGACGUUGCGUCGCGCCGGUCGGCGUUGCAGUGUUAAUUUUGUUGGGAGAUACAUCGUUUUGAGUCUCCCUAGGCCAUGGGAAUGGCGGACGACGCCCAGUUUCAACAGAUCCUCGGCGGACUUCUCAGUGAAGAAAAUGAAAUCCGAACCCAGGCUGAGAGCACAUAUGAGCAGAUAGCUCUGCCGCAGAAGAUAUCGCUGCUGCUGGGAUGUCUGCUGAACGCCGCGGCCGGCGAGAAGUACCGCGAAAUGUCGGCCGUGCUGCUGCGCCGGCUGCUCUUCGCCAAAUGGGAGGAGUUCUACCCAAACCUGCCGGUGGAGGCGCAGACCCAGCUGAAGGAGCAGCUGCUGUCGGCCAUCCUGCAGGAGCAGUCCGAGUCGAUACGCAAGAAGAUGUGCGAGGUGGCUGCCGAGAUGGCGCGAAACCUGUUCGACGACGACGGCAACAGCCUGUGGCCCGAGUUCCUGAGCUUCCUGUUCGAGUGCGCCAGCUCGCAGAACGCCCAGCAGCGCGAGUGUGCUCUGCUGCUCUUCAGCUACGUUCCUGGUGUGUUCGGUAACCAGCAGAAGCGCUACCUGGAGGUCAUCAAAAACAUGCUGCAGCAGAGUCUCAGCGACGCCAGCAGCUACAAGUGCCGCUUCUUGGCGUACAAGGCCACCGCCCAGUUCAUCGUGGAUAAUGCUGAGCUGUCGACCGAUAAGCCAGAUGUGAAGGAGAACUACAAAGACAUCCAGCGCACCUUCUCGGAGCUGCUGCCGCCCAUGGUCCAGGUUCUUCAGGAGAGUAUCGCCAAGGGUGAGGACAAUGUGCUGCUACAGACCACCAUCACACUCGCCGAGAUGGCGCCCAAGCUGCUUCGGCCGCAGCUGGACGCCAUCAUGCAGCUGUGUAUGAAGCUGAUGAGCGACCCGAACCAGGAGGAUGACUGGCGCCAGCUCGGAAUGGAGAUCAUCGUCACACUGGCCGAGGAGGCGUCCGCCAUGUUCCGCAAACACUGCGCCGGAUACCUCCCGCUGUUGGUGCCCGAGAUGCUGAAGAUGAUGUCAGAGAUCGAGGAAGACGACGAUUGGGCCACCAACGACGACAGCGCCGACGAUGACAGCGACAGUAACUAUAUCGUGGCCGAGUCGGAUCUGGACCGGCUGGCGUUCGGCCUGGGCGGCAAGGUGAUGACAAACCUGAUCCUGAGCAACGUCCAGCAGCUACUCGUCUCUGCCGACUGGAAACACAGGCACGCGGCGCUGUCGGCCGUCUCCACCAUCGGCGAGGGCUGUCGGAAGCAGAUGGAGCCUCUGCUGCCUCCCAUCAUUUCUGGCGUGGUCAACUUCCUCAAGGACGUGCACCCCCGCGUACGGCACGCGGCCUGCACCUGCCUAGGCCAGAUGUCAGAAGACUUCGGCCCGGCGUUCCAGCGCAAAUUCCACGCCCAGGUGGUGCCGGGACUGCUCUGCGCCCUCGAGGACUCGAGUAACCCGCGCGUCCAGGCCCAGGCCGCACUGGCGCUCAUCAACUUCAGUGGCAAGUGUCCAAAGGCCAUCCUCAUUACCUACUUAGAUGCUAUUUUCCCCAUUCUUGAACGAAUUAUGCAAGCGAAACUGAAGGAGCUGGUGGAGAAGGGCACCAAGAUGGUGCUGGAGAACGUCAUCACUACCAUCGCCUCGGUGGCCGGCACCGCCGAGGAAAAGUUCCUCGUCUACUACAACAGGUUUAUGCCCUGUCUGAAGUACAUCAUUGAGAACGCCACCACUCAGGAGCUGCGCCUGCUGCGGGGGAAGGCUAUCGAGUGCGUCAGUCUCAUCGGCCUGGCCGUCGGAAAAGAAAAGUUCCUUCCGGACGCGGCCAGUGUGAUGGACCUGCUGCUCAAGGCGCAGACCAGUGGAGAGGAGUUCGCCACCGACGACCCCCAGGUGCCCUACCUGGUCUCCGCCUGGGCUCGUAUGUGCACCAUCAUGGGCAAACAGUUUGCCGUGUACCUGCCUCUGGUGAUGGGACCGGUGAUGCAGAUGGCCUCUGCCAAACCCGAGUGGGCGCUGCUCUCGGACGAGGACCGCGAGGUUCUCAACGGAGACCAGGAGUGGGAACUGCACAACUUUGGCGAGAACCAGAACUUCGCCGUCCGAACGUCCGUUCUGGAGGACAAGAGCACGGCGUGCGCCAUGCUGGUGUGCUACGCCCGCGAGCUGGACGAGGAGUUUGCCGAGUACACCCAGCAGGUGGCCGAGCUGAUGACCAGGCUGCUCAAGUUCUACUUCCACGAGGGCGUGCGGGUGUCGGCCGCCGAGAUCAUGCCCUUCCUGCUGCAGAGCGGCGCCGCCAAAGGCACCGAGUACGUGCAGCAGAUGUGGUCGUUCAUCGUUCCCGAGCUGCUGCAGGCACUCAAACUGGAGCCGAACGUCUCCGUCAUCCCCGAGCACAUGCAGUCGCUGGCUAAGUGUAUAGAGACGCUCAACUGUCCCUGUCUCACGGACGAACAGAUGCGCGAACUAUUCACCAUCUUCAACGAACAGUUUGAGAAACACUUUGAGAAGUCGUCUGAGCGGGACGAAAAGAGGAGAGACGAGGAUUACGACGAGGAGGUAGAGGAGGAGCUGAUUGACGAGGACGAUGAGUACACGUUCAUCAUUUCCAGGAUCGCCGACGUCCUGCACUCGCUGUUCUCCGUCUACCGCGACCAGCUGUUCCCGCUCUUCGACAGCAUCGUGCCGCACCUCGUCAAACUCAUGGGCCCGGAGCGGGCGUGGACGGAGCGCCAGUGGUCGCUGUGCAUCUGGGAUGACGUCAUAGAGUUCUGCAGUCCCGCCUCGAUCAAGUACUCGCAGUACUUCCUGCAGCCCAUGGUCCAGUACAUCACUGAUCCUCAGCCGGAGGUGUGCCAGGCGGCGGCGUACGGCUGCGGCGUGCUGGGCCAGUGCGGCGGGCCCGAGUACAGCAAGGUGUGCGCCGAGGCCAUCCCGCGGCUCGUGGAGGCCAUCCAGCGGCCAGACAGCCGCUCGCCAGAGUGGAUCAGCCCCACCGAGAACGCCAUCUCGGCCGUCACCAAGAUCCUCAAAUACAACGCGGCCGACAUCAACGUGGCCGACGUGAUACCCGUGUGGUUUAGCUGGCUGCCCGUGUGGCAGGACUCGGACGAGGUGCCCUACGUCUACAACUACCUGUGCGACCUGGUCGAGGCCAAUCAGCCGGCCGUGCUCGGACCCAACAACAUGAACCUGCCGCGCAUCAUCGCCGUCAUUGCCGAGGCGUUCGCGCGCAACGCCGUAGAGGCCGGCGACCCGACCGGCGUGCGGCUGCUCAACCUCGUCAAACAGAUCCAGGGUAACACGGAGCUCUUCACGGCGUGUCUGAGCCAACUGAGCGACCAGCAGCGCGAGGCACUGCACGAGGCGCUGGUGACGCCGCCGGCUGCCGCCCAGUAGCGCCGGCCGCGCCGGGCGGGGAGGGGCGGGACGGGACGUGGGCGGGAGGCUACCCUUUGAUCUGUGAGAGCUGGGUUCCUGUGACGUGAUAUCGCUGUGCCGGCGACCGAACCAAACGCUGGCGGGCGGGCAGAUGCGCGUGUAUUACGCGCUAGCCGUUUUAUGUAUAUACAUUGGUCUUACAGCUAAUACACUUGAUCCCUAGGCUA
Molecule: messenger RNA, 3734 nt
Organism: Amphibalanus amphitrite
Lineage: Eukaryota; Metazoa; Arthropoda; Thecostraca; Balanomorpha; Balanidae
Gene: Karybeta3
Product: importin-5-like
Exons: 24
Coding region: 184-3525 (1113 amino acids)
Biological process (GO): protein import into nucleus
Cellular component (GO): nucleus; cytoplasm
Molecular function (GO): small GTPase binding; nuclear import signal receptor activity
Source: RefSeq, a predicted model, not a curated record